Messenger RNA from Calidris pugnax (ruff), 3096 nucleotides. It is a transcript of the gene FBXO45, whose product is annotated as F-box protein 45. Gene Ontology annotation, cellular component: synapse; SCF ubiquitin ligase complex. The transcript has 4 exons. Gene Ontology annotation, molecular function: protein binding. The coding region runs from base 1 to 723 and encodes 240 amino acids. Gene Ontology annotation, biological process: proteasome-mediated ubiquitin-dependent protein catabolic process; synapse assembly involved in innervation. NCBI's taxonomy places the organism in Eukaryota, Metazoa, Chordata, Aves, Charadriiformes, Scolopacidae. The record is from RefSeq and is a predicted model, not a curated record.
AUGAAAUACGCCAUUACCGAAAGUGCCUUACCCGCAGCUCGGGCGGCCGAGGCGGCCUCCCCCGCUUCCUCCCUGCGGGAACGCGGAUCACCUUUCCCCGGCCGCCCCUCGCACCGCCGGAGGGGGGUGUGUGGGUACGACGGGCAGACCCGCACCGGUGCCCGGUGGCGGAGACGCGGGGUCCGUGCCUUCCACCACGCCUUCAGCACCAACGACUGCUCGCGGAACGUCUACAUCAAGAAGAACGGCUUCACGCUGCACCGCAACCCCAUCGCCCAGAGCACGGACGGGGCGCGGACCAAGAUCGGCUUCAGCGAGGGCCGCCAUGCCUGGGAGGUGUGGUGGGAGGGCCCGCUGGGCACCGUCGCCGUCAUCGGCAUCGCCACGAAGCGGGCGGCCAUGCAGUGCCAGGGUUACGUGGCCCUGCUGGGGAGCGACGACCAGAGUUGGGGCUGGAACCUGGUGGACAAUAACUUGCUGCAUAACGGGGAGGUGAACGGCAGUUUCCCCCAGUGCAAUAACGCGCCCAAAUACCAGAUAGGUGAAAGGAUUCGAGUUAUCCUGGACAUGGAAGACAAAACAUUAGCAUUUGAGAGGGGCUAUGAGUUCUUGGGAGUUGCCUUCAGAGGACUGCCAAAAGUUUGCCUGUAUCCGGCAGUGUCUGCUGUGUACGGUAACACAGAAGUGACUUUGGUCUACCUGGGAAAACCUCUGGACGGAUGACGUGGAUUGUUCCACUGGGACAUGGAGACGUGGAUGAUCGGGAGGAGAAAUCUGCAUGUUGGUUAGAGGGAAACAUGUUUUAGAGGAAAAACAAGAAGGCGUGGGUGUGUGUCCGAGAACCAUCAAGGGAAUCACACAGAGUUUGGAAACGGAGGACCAGCCAUACUUCAGGAAUUGUCUUACAUUUCCUCUUUCUACCAGGCCAGAAAAAUCCUCAGGGUUGCAGUUGGUUGAGUGGGAAGCUGACACAUGCAUGUUGCAACAGAUUUCAUAGCUAAGGUGGCAGUGCGUGACCUCAAAUAUUUAAGAAAAGAUUUGAUAGAAAACUGCUUGAGGAAAUUAACCUGAGAUUUGUAAGUGGCGUGUUUUGUGAAAGACUCCCAUUUUAAAACUGCUUGUUCCUUCCCUUCCCUCCUUCGGGCCAAAGCGGGUACCGGGGGAGAGCGAGUCUGGUUGGGUUUUAUUUACAAUUUUUAACAUACUGAGAAGCAUGGUCUGUCUGGACUGCCCUUCUCUAGUAUAAUGAUACAAAAUGUGUGCAGCUAUUUUUAAGUGUAUUUUAAGGGUUGUAUAUAUAGAACACGUUGAAAAGAACAGUUAAAAGAAAGGGUUUGCUUUAUUCUAACUGGGAUAUAAUUUCUUGAAGGGGAAAAAACCCACCCAUGGCGUGGCAUCAGAAAAUAUACCUCGGACAGGUAUAUGACAUUCAUGUAAGUGUUCUUCUUCUGUUGUAUUGUAAAGCAUUUUGGGAUGCUCUUGUGGAGUAUGGUGCUGCAUUGGGUCAUUUUCUGUGGAAGUUUCCAUAGCUUUAGCAUCAGUUUUGUUCUCUGUAGGAAAUGCAAAAUGUUUUCCCCCCAUGUUUCCUUUUGGCCAAAAUUUGCGAACCCCUUUAGGAAAGGGAGGUGUGACACAGUGGUGAGCUUGUCUUCCUUUCCGCAGUAAAAAUACUAACUUUUACAGCAUUCUUAGGCUUUCUAAUCACUGUUGCAAAAUGUUUCAAACUAAUGAAGAAGCAGCAUUCAGUUUCUGAACCCAGAACUCGUGUUCAGCUUAAAUGGCUUUAGGAGGCUUUCAGACUUGGCUGAACCUUCUUUAAUUAAAUAAAAUCCCCCAGUACCCGAGUGCUCGCCUGCCCGUUUUCAGUCAGGCCAAGUAAGGCUCUUGCCAACCCUUUGAUGGGGAUUCUGGAUCAGGUUCCAUGUUCGGGCUUUUCAUUUGCACCUUUUUUCUAAAAAAACAUGUCCCAACCCCCCCGUGGCGUGCGGGUGCUGGCGUAGGCCGGCCAACGCCGAGAGGUGUGGUGAGGAGGGGCUUUCUGGUGAAACCCCUUUCCUCUGAGGUGGAAAGGUCUGUAGGGAGCCCCAGAAGGGCUCCUUUUACCCAGGGGGGGCACUCAAAUCUGUAAGCCCUGUGGCUCUUGACUCUGUAUUUUUGUCGGUUGGUGUUUCCCAGAGCCGUAUGAACGAUUUCAGAAUCGGGCGUGCUUUUCAGAGAGGGAGAAGGAAAUGUUUGUACAACCUCUUUCUGCUUUAUUUGCGCAAGAGAAUGUGAAUUGCUUAAUAUCGGACGCUGGCAAUUCUCUGAGGGUGGAAGAGAGAGGAAUUCCUCUUGGGCUGUUGCUUGCUUUUCCCUCCCGUUACUCGAGGGGUGCGAGCCGGUGAGUGAGGCUGCCGAAGAGCGACCCAUGGAGCGCUUUUUACCUAGUAGAUAACCAAGUUCUGCCCUGGAACAGAGCACGUAUGCUAUUACCAUUUAAAGAGAUGUAAAAGUAUUUAUUUGUUUUGCGUGGUGUUUAUUGCUUAAAGGCAAUAGCGAGGUCUGUUCCUCUUGGCUGCGGUAAAGAAACAGAACAGGCAGUGAGAAAUGAAGAUGUUUUAAGUGGUGCUGAGAAGAACCGAAUAAAUGAAGUGGGACGGGCAUACAAGUUCCUUUUGGGAGAAUCUGUUACAAGCAUUGAUUGUGCUAACCUGUUAAGUAUGUAUCCGCAUAGCAGAGCCGUGGGGCAGGAAGUGGGGAGAAGGGAACAAAACCCUGUCCGGUUCCAGACAAUAAACUUGUCCCCAAGGUGAAUGGAUUCUGGGUGCAGUCCUGCCAGACGUGACCGCCGCGCUCGUUCGUGAAUCCAAUUAGAUGCAAGUAAACCCUGAGAACUUCUGAGGAGUUUUGUUCACAAAUUAAGAUUGAUUUCCGCUCUUCAAACUGCGUCUUACUCUAUAAAUAAUUUCCCUCUAAAUUGGAAACGCUGGAAGUUGAACAUUCCUUAAGGGUGGGUUUUGCGGGGAGGGGGGGGACUCACUUAUGUAAGAUUAUAACUUAUUCCUGGAGACCGAUGCUGGCUGUACAAAAUAUUAAAAUAAACUCUGCUAUAAUUGA